Messenger RNA from Dioscorea cayenensis subsp. rotundata (Guinea yam), 1932 nucleotides. RefSeq names its product ACT domain-containing protein ACR4-like. The transcript is spliced from 8 exons. The record is from RefSeq and is a predicted model, not a curated record. Bases 254 to 1600 code for a protein of 448 amino acids. NCBI's taxonomy places the organism in Eukaryota, Viridiplantae, Streptophyta, Magnoliopsida, Dioscoreales, Dioscoreaceae.
AAGCGGGUGGAAAGAGGUGCUAAAAAGAGAGAGAAGCGUUUCUCUCUUUCCAAGAAUAAAAAACUCUCUUUUGGUUCAUUCCCGAUUCGCGCGAGUCAUUGAAAGCUAGAGAAUCUCAACGCUCGCUGUUGUCUUUGCUCGUCUUUGGAUCUUCCUGCGUGCUCGCUUCGCUGCUCUCUCAUUGUCCUUCUUCUUCUCCAAAUAUCUCCAUUGUCGAGUCUCUUGCUCUCGCUCUCCCUCUUCCUUUUUCUUAAUGGAAGCAGAUCUGAGCUGUUCUUGGGAUAGUGAUGAUGAGUAUGAGAAGUUCAUUCAACUAAUGAAUCCACCGAGGGUUGUGAUUGACAAUGAAACUAGCACCACUGCAACUAUUGUUAGGGUUGAUAGCGCAAACAAGUAUGGAAUCCUUUUGGAAGUAGUUCAGGUCCUCACGGACCUGAAUCUAAUCAUAAAGAAAGCAUAUAUAACCUCUGAUGGAGGGUGGUUCAUGGAUGUUUUCAAUGUUACCGAUCGAGAUGGGAAGAAGCUUAGUGAUGAAGCUACAACAAGUGGAAUUGUUGAUUAUAUCCGCAAGUCAUUGGAAUCAGAUUCCUGUUUCAUAUCUUCUCGGAGACGAUUGGUGGAUGUAGCACCUUCUGUGAACCAUACAUCCAUUGAGCUAUCUGGGACAGACAGACCAGGAUUGCUGUCUGAAGUGAGUGCUGUGCUCACUGAUUUAAAGUGCAAUGUGGUGAAUGCUGAAGUCUGGACUCACAAUGACAGGGCUGCUGCCGUAAUGCAUGUGACAGAUGAUGCAACUGGUUUAGCUAUUACAGAUCCAGAAAGGCUUUAUAAAAUCAAAGAGCUCCUCUGCAAUGUACUUAAGGGAAGCAAUAAGACUCGUGGAGCCAAGACAGCUGUGGCUAUGGGGGUCACACACACAGAUCGGAGGCUUCACCAGUUGAUGUUGGCCGAUCGAGAUUAUGAGAGGUCUGGUCAGGAUUCUCCAAGUGGUAAUGCAAGGCCUAAUGUGACUGUUGUCAAAUGGUAUGAUAAGGAUUACUCCUUGGUCACAAUUCGAUGUAAGGAUAGGCCAAAGCUUCUCUUUGACACGGUUUGCACAUUGACGGACAUGCAAUAUGUUGUUUUCCAUGGGAAUGUUGAUGCAGAGAAACCUGAAGCCUACCAGGAGUUUUAUAUUAAGCACAUAGAUGGAUCACCUGUCAACUCAGAAGCUGAGAGAAGGCGAGUAGCACAAUGCCUUGAAGCUGCUAUUGAGAGGAGAGUAUCUGAGGGUUUGAAGCUAGAGCUGUGCACAGGUGAUAAAAUUGGUUUAUUAUCUGAAGUCACUCGAAUCUUCCGUGAAAACAGCUUGACGGUCACUAGAGCAGAAAUCACAACUAGAGGAGGCAAAGCAGUUAAUACUUUCUAUGUUCGUGAUGCUGCAGGGUAUCCCGUUGAUUCAAAGAUCAUUAGUGCCAUAAGACAGGCAAUUGGCCAGACUAUACUCCAAGUCAAGGAUCACUACAAAUGCCCCAAAUCUCCUCCUCAGGAGUCCCCCCCACGUUUCCUCUUUGGUAGCCUUUUCAAAUCACGUCCUUUCUAUAAUUUCGGCUUUGGUUAGGUCUCUCUUUUAGAUUGGUAUAAUCCACUUGUGUACAUAGUCCUUCAUUGCUGCAAAUGUCAUCAUACAAACACACUGUUGUUGUGUCAAAUUUAGCGUAAAUGAAUGAGAGAAUAAACCAGGUGUAUACUUGCACAGUAUUUGUACACUGGCCUCUUCAGCAUUGUGUUGCAUUGUAGUCAAUUCCUUCAGAUUAGGAAUAGUAGUCUGAAGGAAAAGAUCAAACAUGUACAGAAACUUACAUUUUGUAAAUAUAUGAAUCAUGCAUCACUGUAAAUCCUAAUAUUUGGCAGAUUACUGUAACAUGUGAUGUUAUCUAUCUUUUCAUGGCA